AUGUAACGGCGCUCCAGCCCGUUACCGAGACUCUGCGUCUGAGAGCGCUGUCAGGGGAGCACGUGCCAGCGCAGAGGAAGCGCGUGAAGUUUCUGUGGGAGCGGACGACCCGCACCGUGCGUGUUCAGGGGCGGCCAGCGCGGAACAGCGGUCCACCUGCGUGAGCAAAUGUAGCAGCAGCGCGGCGUGACCGGACAGAGUUGAGAGGAAACGGCGGCAACGCGGAGGCGGGCUGGGAAACGGCGCGCAUAUGACAUCCCCUCUGGUCCUGAAUCCUCGCUGGCCAGCGGACGCGGUGAUGUUUGUGUAUGACAACAACCUGGACGACAUGAACAAGAACAUGGACGGACUGGUUGGCGGCGGGAAUUUUGCAACUGCGGCUAGUCAGUGCCGCAACAUUAUGGCGCACUCGGCGGCCGCCGCAGCCCUGGGGGGACACGCGUCCGGCCUGAUGCACUCCUCAGCCGGCUUCUCCGCGGUGGACGUGUCCACCUCAGGCUCCGGAGAAACCGUGGCCACCUCUGGGAAGCAGUGCGCAGCCGGACAGUGCGCCGCCGCAGCCAUGCCGCACCAGAGCUCUUCCGCCGCCACCGCGCUGCCCUACGGUUACUUUGGAAACGGCUACUACCCCUGCAGGAUGGGUCGAGGCUCUCUCAAAUCGUGCACCCAGGCGGCCGGAGCCGCGCUCAGCUCGCAGUACAUGGACACGACAGUGAGUCCCGACGAGUACCCGAACCACCGGGCGAAGGAGUUCGCUUUUUAUCACGGAUACCCGAGCCCGUACCAGUCCAUGGCGAGCUACCUGGACGUGUCGGUGGUCCAAACGCUGGGGGCCGGGGAGCCGCGCCACGACAGCCUGCUGCCCAUGGACGGUUACCAGCCGUGGGCCCUGAACGGCUGGGGGGGUCAGAUGUACUGCUCCAAGGAGCAGGCGCAGGCGGGCCACCUCUGGAAAUCCGCGCUGGCUGAUGUGGUGGCGCAUCAGCACGACGGCUCGCCCUUCCGCCGAGGCCGGAAGAAGCGCAUCCCGUACACCAAGAUCCAGCUGAAGGAGCUGGAGAAGGAGUACGCGGCCAACAAGUUCAUCACCAAGGACAAGCGCAGGAAGAUCUCCGCCGUCACCAACCUGUCGGAGCGACAGAUCACCAUCUGGUUCCAGAACAGGCGCGUCAAGGAGAAGAAGUUCGUGGCCAAAGUGAAGACCAGCGCGCCGUAAAAGCCUGCAGUGGAACUCUACUCCCGAACCAUGCACGCGACCGACUCUUGUCGCGCUCAGAGAAGAACAAAGAACCAAAGCUCCGUCACAUAAACUCACCCGAGUCUGUACAUAGCUGUUUCUGCCUGCUUGCUGUCAUGUCUGUUCCGUGUCUUCGUGUUCGUGCGUUCGGGCCCAGUACAGCCCAGAAUCCUCCGCUCUUCCUCUUGACCGUCCUUGAACCAGUAACUGAUAUAUGGAAGUCAUAAUAAAUUCUUUUAGAAAGAACUAGUUCGUGUCCAGACGGGUUUAUCUUUUAAAAUCCUCUUGUUUCCAUUAAUAAGAGUAAACGAACCGAACCUAAGAACUGAUUCGCAAUGGUGGAUCCAGCCGCAUCCUGGACAUGCGCGACCAGAACCAGCAAACUCGCUAUAAGCAUCAACAAACAAAAUAUAUCAAAAUAUAUUUUUUUCCAUCUUAAACCUAAAUUCUGCCUCUUUUUUAAUUUGCAGAACCUCAAGCUUUUCUCAUAUUUGGGUCAAUCCAUU
Oryzias melastigma (Indian medaka) is the source of this 1743-nucleotide messenger RNA. It is a transcript of the gene hoxb13a, whose product is annotated as homeobox B13a. The record is from RefSeq and is a predicted model, not a curated record. Gene Ontology annotation, molecular function: DNA-binding transcription factor activity, RNA polymerase II-specific; RNA polymerase II cis-regulatory region sequence-specific DNA binding. The coding region runs from base 251 to 1216 and encodes 321 amino acids. Lineage: Eukaryota; Metazoa; Chordata; Actinopteri; Beloniformes; Adrianichthyidae. Gene Ontology annotation, biological process: regulation of transcription by RNA polymerase II. The transcript is spliced from 2 exons.